AUGCUCAAAGUAUUACAGGAGCUGAAGUUCGAUGUUUUAGAGGAGCUCAAAACUUUUAAACUGGAAAUGAGUUCACUUUUUGACACGGUGAAAACCUUCAGGAAAGAUAUGGAUGAGGUAGCUGCCUCAGUUAAGUUUGCAUCGAACAAGCUGGAUGAAGCAAACAAGCUCAUGAGAGAGAUGUCCGCCGAGUUCGUCACUUUAAGAAAGGAGAAUGAGGAGCUUCGUUCUAGGAACGCUAAUCUUGCCUGCGAAGUCACCGCUCUGAAGGACAAAGUAAGAUCUAUAGACCAGUACUCCAGGAAGGACAACUUAGAGAUAAGCGGACUGCCUGUGACACCGAACGAGGACACCAACAGCCUAGUGAAGGAUCUCGCGCAAGCUCUGGGUGUGGAGGUCAGCGAGAGUGACAUCUCAACUUCACACAGGGUUCCUGCUUUUCAGAAGAAUCGUACUCCAGCACUAAUCGUAAAAUUCGUAAGAAGAUCAACACGGGACAGCAUCAUUGAGAAGUACAGGCAGAGAAAUGGAGGACUGACGGCGCGGGAUGUGAGUGCGGUGUUUCCUGGGGACAGAGUCUUCGUGAACGAGCACCUGGCACCGGACAAUAAGGUAUUUCUUUCUAAGUUGAAAGCAAAGUGUAGAGAAGUGGUGUGCGUCUAUGCAUGGGCAAGGGAUGGGAAGUUCUUUGUACGAAAGAGUCAAGGCGCUCCUUUCAAGAGAGUCGAAUCUUAUGAGGCACUUGAAAGUCUUACUUAA
Molecule: messenger RNA, 759 nt
Organism: Homalodisca vitripennis (glassy-winged sharpshooter)
Lineage: Eukaryota; Metazoa; Arthropoda; Insecta; Hemiptera; Cicadellidae
Exons: 1
Coding region: 1-759 (252 amino acids)
Source: RefSeq, a predicted model, not a curated record